Schizosaccharomyces cryophilus OY26 is the source of this 1629-nucleotide messenger RNA. RefSeq names its product mannosyltransferase complex subunit Alg1. The transcript is spliced from 4 exons. Lineage: Eukaryota; Fungi; Ascomycota; Schizosaccharomycetes; Schizosaccharomycetales; Schizosaccharomycetaceae. The coding region runs from base 173 to 1441 and encodes 422 amino acids. The record is from RefSeq and is a predicted model, not a curated record. Gene Ontology annotation, cellular component: endoplasmic reticulum. Gene Ontology annotation, molecular function: mannosyltransferase activity.
CUUCGUUUCCUGUCACUACUGUUUGCCUUGUAGCCAUACUAAGACCUUGAAAGGAGGGUGUCUUUGUCAAAUAACUUUACGAAAGGAAGCUUUUGCUUGAUUUCGUAUUUUAAUUGAAAAUAUAUAGCGUUUUCGUUCAUGCUUUAUUCAAUAGGCACAUUAAUUUAUUAAGAUGCUAGCUAUUCGAAUCCUGCUCUUUCUGUCCGCAGUCAUCUUUAUCAAUUCUAGGAGAUCUGCUAAAAGCAAACGAAUUAUUAUUCUCGUUUUGGGAAGAAUUGAUCAAAGUCCGCGUAUGCAAUAUCAUGCGCUGAGCUUUGCAAAACAAGGAUGGAAAGUCGAUUUAGUUGGGUACCAAGACAAGAAAGGACCAGGCUUGUUUCAGAAUCAUCCAAAUAUACAAAGCUAUGCUAUUCCAACUCUUCCUGGAAGCCUUACUUUUCGAUCGCGCUUAUCCUUCUUACUGGUUGCGCCGGUAAAAAUACUUCACCAAUUAUUGUCGAUCCUUUUUAUCUUAUUUAAAAUAAAGCAGGCAUCCUAUUUCCUUGUCCAAAAUCCUCCCUCAAUCCCUACAUUUUUAUUGGGACACGUCCUUUAUCUGUUACGCGGGACCCGCUUUGUCAUUGACUGGCAUAAUUUUGGAUAUACCAUUCUUGCCCUCAAAUUAGGAAAAGAGCACCCCUUUGUAAAGCUUUUGCGCAUAUAUGAGCGUGUACUUGCCAAAGGUGCCUUUCUUCAUAUAACUGUUUCCUAUAGCAUGCAGCAAGUAUUGUUGGAAUGGGGAAUUCGACCUUGUCAUGUUUGUUACGACCGUCCACCAGCUCACUUUCAGCCUGUACAAGAUGCAACUCGAAAGUCAAAUUUGCAUGUAAUUCCUGAAGAGUUUAACCCCGAAAAGGAAAAGCUUUUAGUUACUUCCACAUCUUGGACCCCUGAUGAGAAUAUUUAUGCCCUCUGGGAUGCUCUUAAAAUGUACAACGAAACACGAAACGCCGUACCUCUUCUCGUUCUCGUUACUGGUAAAGGGCCAGGAAAACCCGAUUUUGUAAAGCACCUGCAAAAGAAUCCUCUUGGCAAAGUUCGAUUUUGUUUGCCUUGGUUUAGUUCCGAAGACUAUCCUCGAGCCAUCGCAUGUGCAGAUUUUGGAGUUUCUCUUCACCAAAGUUCUAGCGGUCAUGACUUACCUAUGAAAGUGGUAGACUUAUUUGGCUGUGGUGUCCCCGUGGUUGCGUGGAAUUUUCCUGCUAUUUCUGAGCUGGUUCAUGAUCACAAAAACGGAUUUAUUGCUAAUGAUUCCAACGAGCUAUUCAAAAAAAUUGAGUUGCUUUGUUCUGACGAGCAUGUACUUCAAUCUGUACGACAAGGUGCUUUUGAAGAAUCUAAGAAUCGUUGGGAUGAUGAAUGGAACAAAAAGAUUCCUCGUUUGUUCACUAUAGACUCCUAAUAGUUCUCCAUCUACUAAUGAUACAAAAAAGCUUGUCCCAAUUCUUACUAUACAAAUUUAUUUAAUGUAAGCUUCCUUGUUUAUAUUUUCGGUGAAGUUCGGUGACUUAAACCUACAUUUACCGAGUUCGCCGAAGAACUUCCACCAAAUUUUCUUGAGGUGGGUACCAUCUUCGCGCCUUAAUUGCC